Molecule: messenger RNA, 1388 nt
Organism: Cicer arietinum (chickpea)
Lineage: Eukaryota; Viridiplantae; Streptophyta; Magnoliopsida; Fabales; Fabaceae
Cellular component (GO): nucleus
Molecular function (GO): protein serine/threonine phosphatase inhibitor activity; protein phosphatase 1 binding
Source: RefSeq, a predicted model, not a curated record
CUUCUUGAAACCAAAAAAUGACAAAAUAAGAACAACAACAUAUCAAGACACACAAAGGCUAAAAUAACACAACUUACACUAAGAUAAUAUUGGACCUGCUCUUGAGUUCGACAUGACAUUAACUCCCGAGUUCCUGUGAAACUUGGAUCGGUAGAAAUGUUGUAAUCUUGAUAAACAACUUUUGUUUUUAAAGACUUGGCAAAACGCAAUAGCUAAGAGAAAGGUUAUUGACCCAGAAAUAGAAAAACAGAGGAUCGAAAGGCAAAGAGAUUCAAAAGAUCAUUAAACUGUUGGCAGAGAUGGAAGAAACGAAAAUACGGAUCCAGUGUUAUAACCUUUGGGAUUAUUAAUAAUCAGAUAUUCAAGGGUAGGAGGAUCGAUGAGGCGUUGAGGGUAUUUGAUAAAUUGAGAGGUAAAGCAGAAAAGAAUAGGAUAGGCGUGGAACCUGAUGUGGUCUUGUAUAAUACUUUGAUUGACAAAGUUAGUAAAGUUGGGAGGGAAGAAGAUGGUUUGAGUUUUCUGGCAGAGAGGAAAACUGAGAAGAAAAAUAGGCCAAACAUUGUUCCAUAUAAUUGCUUGAUUGAUGGGUUAUGCAAAGCUGAAAGGAAAUGCCGUUUCUUAUAUUUUGGAAUUCAAGGAAAAUAAAAGUGGACACAGCGACCUUGGAAAUUACUCAGUCAAGAUCUCAUAAACGUUUGUCUCUGCAAUAUAUUGGACUGUAAAGGAACCUAGUACUGUUUUGCCAAUCAUGGACAGGCGCAGGAGCACCACCCGACCAGUAACCUUAUCUUCAGGUUCUGCUACUGCAACCACCACCAUAACAAUUGAAAGCUCAGAUAGAUCAUCCUCUUCAUCUCAGCAGGACCAACAGCAACCCGAAGUCCUUUUUCUCCCCCUCAAUCGCAAGAAAAAGAAGGUGUCGUGGAAAGAGGGCACUGUGGACAAUGAAUUUAUGCAGAAAAAGAGUUCCAAGAAGUGUUGUAUCUUUCACAAAGAGAAGCCCUUUGAUGAAGAUGAUAGCGAUGAAGAUGAUGUACCACAUGACUCUGAUAAACAUCCCCAUGAUUGUUGCAAGAAUCACGAAGAAGCUAGCCCGAGCAGUUAGGCUAUGUUUGGCCGAGGGAAGAAGUUAACGAGAAAGAAAGGCGAGAAAAGAGAAAGAUGGUAGAUUUGAUGUAUUAUCAGUAGUAUAAGAGAAAGAGAAGAAAUAGCGACGAAUAAAGCGUGUUCUCUCUUUUCUCUUGUUUGGUUGAAUAGAAAAUGAAAGGAGAGAAAUUUUUUUAUUUUUUUUUAUUUUUAGGACAAUAAUACCCUCAAUUAGAAAUAACCAAUUUAUACCUUUUUAUUGUUUUAACUUUAUUUACAAAAAGUUCCUUAAUUUCUAAGGA